This is a messenger RNA of Zeugodacus cucurbitae (melon fly), 9366 nucleotides long. RefSeq lists its product as uncharacterized. The record is from RefSeq and is a predicted model, not a curated record. The transcript has 7 exons. Bases 853 to 9165 code for a protein of 2770 amino acids. NCBI's taxonomy places the organism in Eukaryota, Metazoa, Arthropoda, Insecta, Diptera, Tephritidae.
UUUUUUGUGUUCAAUGCUAGCAGUAGCAUACAUAUAAGCAACAACAACAACAAGUAACCAAUGCCCAGUGCCAAAUGAAAAACCAACGAAAUGAAUAUUUAAAUCAUCGCAUUAAAAAUAACUUGUGAAAAAAAUAAAUAAAAUUCGAAAACAAAAAAAAAAUAAUGUGCUCAAAUGAAAUUAAAAAUUCAGAAAGUAGCAACAACAAGAAAUUUCAAAAGUAAAAAUACUGUGCAAGAAAGUGUGUGAACGACAAAGUCAUAUAUACAUCUAUAUGUACAUAUAGACAUAUUUGAAAUUUGACAAAAAUAACGCGAUUUUGGGGUGGUGCGCCGGCUAAGGCAGCGACGAAAAGCGCAACGAAAAAAGCAAAAAACAAAAAGUUGCCCAGUGGAGAACUGCAAAUGAGCGCGCAUUUCGCGAAUACAGCGUGUAUGGAAAAUUAGAAUUCAACGCCAAAUUCACACACACAAACAUAUGUACAUGUAUAUAUAUAUAAGUGUGUGAAAAUAAAUUUAUUCGCAAAUCACAAAGCAACGAACGACGAGCUUGCAUAAAUACAUAAUCAAUACUCACACACACACACAUAUAUACAAACAAACACAUAUGUAAUUUAAAUAUAUUUAUAUAAAUAUAAGUACACAGUGCAACACACCUUGCUUAACAGCAGCAAAUACAAGUGCACUCACCACGUGUAAAUAAUUUUUAUAAAAUUAACGAAACGCAAAAACAAAAAACAAAAAAAAACAACUUUUUUGUUGGCACUGUGUUUGUGCGCGGAUGUAUGUAUGCCGUAUUUCAUCAAAGUGACCCGAAAGUGACGUCAAAUAAUUUAUCGUAUCCAAUCGCAUAAUGGAGGAGAGAAAGGAGGAGAAGAAACACCGGAAACGCAAUGGCAAGCCUCGCCGCGUUCAACACCAUCCCUGGGACGAAGUGUCAUUACCCGGUGCUGGAACUAGUCCGACAGCCGAGCAACAGACCAUACUUGAAGUGCUCAACAAUAAGCCAAUACAACAACAACAGCAACAACAAGACGUAACGGAGGCAACGCCAACUGCAACAGCUACAACAACAACUGCCGGUUCUACAAUAGCGACAGCGACAGCGUCAUCCUCAGCACCAGCCGAAGGCGCCGCAGACGCUGCAGUUAAUGUUACGACAAACGAUGAGAAUGCAACGAGCACAGCAGUUAAUGUGCCGUUAAACGAGGUGGAUGCAUUCAAUGCCGAUGAUCUAGUCAGCAGUCAAAGCACAAUCAAUACGGAAAGUAGUUCUUCUAGCAACGAAAGUGCAACGAGUCAAAUACCGAAUCCGGCAGUGACGUCAACGCCGGCGACAGAGGAAAGUACGGAGCGUUCAACGAACACUGCUACUGUAGGUGACACAGCAGCGACGAAAGAAACGAUUACAAUUCAACCGAUUGCCGUCGAUAGGCAAUGCAGUGCGAACAGCACCAGCAGCAGCAGCGCCGAUCAGGGUCAUGUACUUGAUAUUGAAUCUCAUUUGAUUGAGACAUACAACGAUUAUCAAGCGGCCGACGAUAGUGUUGGUAUUAACGAAUUACCACCUCAGCAUGAUGAACUGACAGUGGGUUCGUCGAAAGUUGAGACGGAUGCGAAUGUACGAACGGUGAUUGAAGUGGAGCCGGUUGGUGCGAUACCGAAGAAACACAUUGAGAUUUUGUUGCCGACAAGUCGUGUGCAGCGUGCCGAAAGUGAAUCGGAAAACGUUGAGGACAUCAAAAUUGCGUCCGAAGUUAUAGCGGCAAGUUUGAAUGGCAAGGUAGACGAAGCGAUAGAGGAAGAAGAAGUAGUAGAUGAAACAGAAGCAGAAGAAGUAGACAGUGAAUUUUCUCUACCCAGUGAGCCAAGUGAUGCAAUAAAAGCGACUGCAGAGAGGCUAGUCAACGAAAUAGAACGCGAAGUCUUGGAGGCUUUGAGAAAGAACGAAGAAGCGCAAAAUCAAGCAGAAACUGAGGCCGCCGAAGCCGCAGAGACACAAAACCAAGCAAAAACUGAGGCCGCCGAAGCCGCAGAGACACAAAGCCAAGCAAAAACUGACAGCUCCGAAGCCUCAGAGACACCAAAACAAACAGAAACUGUGGCCGUCGAAUCCUCAGUAACCGAAACAACAAAAACACUUAACAACGACGCAGUACCAGAAGAAGCGUGCGUAAUAGAAGAAAAGACUGAACAAGCCACAACCUUAUUAGAUGAAAUAAGCAACUCAUUAACGCAAAAGGUCGACGCACAAUUAUCCGAGGUAACUAGCAUAUUAAAGUCAUCGAAAUCCAGUCACGCUAAUGGUGAUGUCGAACGAACGCAACACAACGAGCUUAAGAUUGUGAAUGUGCCUUCGCCGAAGACGCCAUUGGAUGAGGAGGAGCGUAAACGGUUUUUAGAGUCUUUACCGCAUUUGGAUAGUAACGCUGAGGCGCAAAAGCUUGCCGACGAUUGUAAACGUGAAUACUAUCAGUCGCUGAAGAAGUACCUAAUACAAAGUCAAGCAGAUCGGCCACCUGUACCGUUACAGACUUAUCGUUGGGAGGAUUUGCGGCGUGCCAAGGAAAGAGGCGGCUACCCGUGGACACAUUUAUACAAGCGACCACUCGGCACAGACGAGGAACCCGAAAUCGUUUUACUUUUACGUAAAUCACAGGAAUUUCGUUUUCUUUCGGAAUCACCGAAGUCGCUGAAGAAAGUACGCAUUGAUGAGCAAGUUGUAGUCAAGCAACCCGAACGUUAUAUACAAGAGCUUUCGGAAACCGAAGAGGAUUAUCCACAAUCCGCGCCUGAAGACGAAGAAACACAUAGCUUACGCAGCGAAAGUAUUUCUUGUGUCUCCGACUCUAUACUUGCCACUGGGAAACCACGCAAGUCAACGCGUUUAGAUAAGAUACGGGGUUAUUUGAGGCGACGCAAAGGCGGACGCACCAACGAAGACGCACAAUCACUGCCUUGCGCCUCCAAUAGCAGUAGUAGGCGACAUAGUCAGGAAAAUUUAGCGGCGCCACAACCAAAUCCACAAAUUCUUGUGAACGGCAAGAGCACCGAGCAAAAGCAUUGUUAUCCCAUAAUGAAAAAACUGAAAAGUAUGGCAGAUCGCCAAAAGAAACGCUUGAAUAUAAAGCGUAUUCACUUGGGCAAAGAUGAGAAGAUUGUGCUUGGCGAAGAAACGAAAAUUUUGAAAUUGAAAAAAUCACCGAAAGCAGAACGCGGCGAAAUACCACAUUUCAUAGAGAAACAAGAUUCUGACGAUGUGUUGGAGAUAAUGGAAUUGGAUGAGUCGCCAAGUCGUAAGCGUAGAGAUGAUGGCCGGCAAGAUGAAGAGCGGUCGGAAGCUGCCAACGGCAUACAAGAAGAUAAUGAACAAAUGGAUACAAAUCAGAGCGAAGCUGUUAGUAUUGUUGUACCCGAUGAGAUCAUAGAGAUACCGCAGUCAGUGGAAGAAAACAGUGAACUACCCACUACUAGUAAGGAGGCUGUCUCAACCGAAAACUUACAGCAGACAGAAGAAAUUGAGGCUGAGGUCACUGCAGUUGAGGUUCCCACAAACGCCGCACCACCAAAGAAGGCGCCACGUCUACGACGAGAGCAUGUCUAUGAGGAAAUCGAAUCCGAUUUGCCGCCAGAAGUUUUGGCCCAACCCUCACCAACGGAUGUGGGUGUUUUGGAGCUAGGUGGUAUUGAGACGCUCAAAGAAUCACUGGCGAAGCAGGACAGCUCAGCUCUGAGGCAUAUUGAAGAGGGUAUAAAGCCAUUGCCGCUUGAUCGCAUGGGUAGCAGUGAGGAGGAACAAGUAGCCGCAGCUACUGCCGCCGCUGCAGCUGAUAAACCCUCCAUUAAUUUACUGGCGCCACUAUCUUCCGUCGACUCCGCGUCAUCGGAUGAAGACCGCAAUCGCGCACAACUCUCACCCGUCACGGAGGAAAGUGAUGCGGCCAGUGUUGAAGACAAUCUGCGUAUUGUUGAUGAUCACGAACCGCUCGAUCUGAAGCCGGCUAUUAAGAAAGAGGCCUCACCCGCGCCCUCAGACAAGAAGGUGACCUUCUCGCAUGUGGAAGACGAAGCGGAACCACAUCGGGAAGAUAUCGAAUUGCCAACGGAGGUGCAGGAAGCCACACAAGAGGCCGCACAGCGCAAGAGAUGGACGAAUAUGAGUGAUCAUGAGUACGAGCCGAUCGCAGCACCCGCCGAAGAAGAGCAAGCUGCGGCGCCACAGUCACAAACUGAAAAAUCAGAUCUCGCACGAAAGAUUGAGAAAUUGCACGAAGAUAUCAAAGACACCGAAGAUUUUCAGCGAGAUUUGGAGGAGCGUUACUUAAGUUCCGAAGCGGCUACGCCACGUACAGAGUCCCGUACUGAUAAUGAAAUACAUACUAGUCAAGUUGAUUCAAGUGCCUUGGAAGAGCUGCCGUUGAAGCCGGAAAAGAAAGGCUUCAUGGCCAGCGCACAAGAUCGCACACGUAAAAUGCAGGCCGGUUUAAAGAAUCAAGCCGGCAAAAUUAAGACCAAAUUACGUACACCCGCCAAGAAACCGGCAUCGUCGAGUCCGAAAGCUAAGGAGCGUAAACGUUUUAAGGCGCCCGAAUUCUCGAAAAUUAAAAUGCCGGAAAUUAAACGGCCCGAUAUGUCGAAAUUGAAAGACUUCAAACGUCCAGAGUUCACGAAAUUCAAUAAGCCUGACAUGUCAAAAUUCAAAUUACCCGAGAAGUUCACGACAUUGAAGCUAAAAAGAUCGAAAUCGUUUAAGGAGAAUGAGACGCAGGAUGAAGAUAUGGAAGUGACCACACAAGAAACAGAGGCCGCGCCUGGAGCACAGCCACAAAAAAAGAAGUUUGACUUCAGUUUCGGCACCUACCCCAGAGCAUUUCGUAAGAAGAAACCGCUAGAUACACAAGCAUCACUCGGUACUGAGGCGGACACCGCAGGCGUCAGUGUAAUACCGAGCACUGAAACGCAACCCUCGCAGGAAUCCUCCAAUUCACCGCAGGGAGAUCGCGGUCCCGGACCUGUGCGCUCGCGUUGGGCAGAUAAAUUCUCCGAUGUCAGCUAUAAUGAUAGCGAGGGUUCACGUUAUCGCCGUUACGGCAGUGAACAGGAAAGCUUCGACCGCGAAUCAUCACUAGAGCGCCGCAUGAAAGAUGAUUUGGAAGAGACAGAGAGUGAGGCACAAGAGAUGGGUAUAUUGGGUGGCGUUGCUGAUACCAAGCAGUUCGCAGAAUUCGAUGAAGAGAAUCGCGCCAUACACGAGAUAUCGAAAUUGCGUGCCGGUGAAUUCCGUAGACGUCCGAUGGUGCAUCAAGACUCCGAUCUGCGCUCCGAAGAUAGCAAAGAUGUGGAGGGUUGGACCGAAAAAGAAAUUGAAAAGAAUAAACUGUUACGCAAAGCUGAGUUAGAGGCCGAGGCGAGUUACUUAAAAUAUCCCUCCGACGAUGUAUUGCCACAAGAAACGCAAUCCACCGCGAGCUCUGGCAAGAAAGUCGUAAUGGAGGAAAUUGACGACGAUGAGUUUUUCCUACGCAAACGUGGCGUCUCCGAAGACAACAUCGAAUUGCGGCAGUAUAUAAGUAAUGCGAUACGUGAAGGUUACGAUCGGCCGAUAAAUGCAUUGGAACAUGUUGGGCAAGUCAGCGAACGCAUAGAGUAUAGGGACUAUGAUGUGCCACCACCGAAACCUAAGCGGUUAAACAAAAACUAUCGUUCACAAGAUGUGUCGCAAGAUCUCGAAUCGCAACGUAGCGAGUAUGGCGAUGAUCUGUCGAUGUCACAGAAUGGCAGCGACUACUUCAAUACGCCUAAGCGACCAUUACGUAAGGGACGCAGUCGCAGCAAAUACUCUAUGGAUAGUCAAGAUUUUCCAGUAGCCGAACAUAUACGACACGAACCAUAUUUCGACGAUGACGAGGAAUAUUUACGACCACCACGCAACAGUUAUAAAGAAGUGGAAAUUAAUGACUUAGAUAUAGUGGGCAAACAGGUCUUCCCAGCCGAACCGGAGGGUGUCAACGAUGGUGUGCCAGCGCCACAAGCGCCCAGACGUCGCAAACGUGAUACUACGCGAGACAAUUCAAUGGAUAAGGAUUCGUAUAUGAACGGUUUCGGUGGUCGAUCGGUAUCGAAUAGUCGUUUACAGCCAACCGACGAUGUAAUAGUUUAUCGCACUGAACACGAAUAUCCUAAUCCACUCGGCGAAACGGAAAAAUUCGCACCAGCGUUGGAAACUCGUAAAUCAAGAGCCACAACGCGAUACGAUGAAGACGAUCGCACGUCACGUGGCGCCGAUUCGCUGGGUUACGAUGACCAUGACGAAGCGCUAGCCGAUCGUGACUCGAAUGUGGACAAGGACAAGUACAUAAUCGAUAUGAUGGAGAACGAUGGCUAUGCGAUCGUCCGUAAAGAGCACUUGCCAAAACCAACGCCGCCAGCUCGCCGUAAGAAGUUCACACGUUCGCCCGGCGAACGAUUUGCCUCUAUAUCCAGUGGCUCUGCGAAGAGCAGCACGCCGCCACCCGAGCGUCCGCCACCACCCCGCGCAUACACACCGUCCACAAUGGAGGAACCAGUGCCGCCGCGCCGCAAAUCCAUUACUAGUUUAGAGGUGGCGCCGCAAAUACUGGAGGAUGAUUACGAAGAACCCGAAGCCUUGCAGCACGAGCGUCCUGAAUCACCACGCGAUUUGCAGUCCGGUGAGAUUAUAAAUAAAAUGAAAUUCCGCCCAUUGCCACCGCCACCUCGUCCACCGCGUGAAAAGCGGCAACGCGCCGAAAGUAAAAGCUCGGCGCAUAGUGCUUUCGCUUCUUUUCACGAACGCGAGUUUGCCGAUGAAAAAAUUGCGACCUCAUCCACUGCGGAUAGUUACGAUCCGACCGAUGUCGAUUUGGAAGAGGAGGAAACUCGCCUACCCGAAGUGGAGGUGUCGACGCAAACCGAUCCGUUACCAGACGACUUCGAAUGCGAAGAAUUCGAAAUCACCGAAGAUAUGCGCAUCAUUGAGCCGCGUAUAAAUAGUAUGCGCAAGACCUUAGAUGAAUUGCUGCGUGAGGAGGAGUUGAAGUUGAAGGCUACCGAAGAGGCGGUCGCCGCACCACCCACUGAAGAAGAGCAGUUGGCGCGUGGUUUGCAACGUUUCCGCGAUGCGAAUCAACGCAGCAUGUCAGAGCGUUCGCGUGCCUCCUCGCAGGCCGAUCGCUCCAAGUCACAAAGUCGGCCACAAACACCCUCCGCUGUAGUGAUCGAACGACGCGUUUCCACACCCAUACCUAGUCAACAGGCCGAGACCAUGUUGGAGGCCUCAUUGAUUGUGCGACCAAUUGACGAUUUGGACCUCGAAGAGGAAGCGCUGCGUAGAGAGGGACUGCUUACGGAUAGCUCACAGCAGAGUAAAUCCGAUGUGGAGGCAGAGACAUCGCACGGUGAAGAGGAAGAGUCCAAGCAUGCAAUUAGCGACUACUCAAUCGGACCGAGCUCGGAGGAACUAAAUGCCGCGCUUGACGAACUUCGCGCGCAACAAGCUGAUAGCACAUAUGAAGAGGAGAAGGAUGAUAGUGACGAGGCUGAGUUGAAAGAAUAUGCCAGGGAAUAUGAAAAGAGCUCAGCAGAAGGAACACUUGCGAGAAGAAGUUACGAUCGUUAUGCCGAAGAUGAAACGUCUGCGAAAGAAGAUGAAGAAGAGCUGGAAUUAGAUUUAGUGGAGACGAAAGAAGAAGAAACGCAAGAAAUCCAAACAGAAAGUGAGCAGUACGAAGUGUCAACAGUCGCUGACGAAGAUCUAGAGAAAAUAAGCGAAAUCGAAGAAGCGCCAACGGAAGAUGAAGAUGCACAGAAAGUAAGCGAAAUCGAAGAAGCGCAAACGGAAGAAGGGGAGAGCGUAGCGCACACAACAACAACCGAAGAAGUGACAGAAGCCUUGUUACAAGAUGAACCGUUAGGUUUCGAAGUAAAGCCUGAAAGUCUAGUGGAAACACACGACACCACCGACACCGCUACAGUGGUGGUCACAGAAAGCAUCGAGGAACCAACGGUAUUUGAGGAACCACCACUACCCCCACCACGUCGCAAAUCGACCACAGCAGUUGAGCUGCCGCCCACACUAGCUUUGUUGGAGGAAGCUUCGAAGGAACUAACACCCGUCCCAACCUUAGCUGCGGCGCCAACAACGCCAACUCAACCUCAGCUGCCAGCACUUCUCGGCGAUCUUGAGGUCGAACGCCUGCGCGUGCAUGCGCUGCAAGCCGGACAGAUAAUGGUCUCACAGCUGCAUGGCGCGCAAAUAUCCGCCGAUGAGCUGGAGUGCAAAUCUGGCAAUUUGAUUGUGAAAAAUAUUGCCUUGCCCGAGGGUUUCAUUGAGGACAUUGUGGAGCGUGUGCGCACUACCGAUCGCAGUCAGCUCUUAACGGUCGAAACACAAACUAGCUUACAAGCCAGCAGCGAGGAGCGUUCACCAGUGCGUGAAGUCAUACCGCCACCGAAACCGCCGCGUCAACGCGAUUUGGAAGCCGUCAAGCGACCAGCAGCAGACAACAGCGAUGAAAUCGCGCUGCAACAGCUAAGAAAUUACGAUGAAGAAACACAAACUGACCCCUUGGCAUAUCCAGCACAUAUGACCGUCCCACCGCCAGUCUACGCCACAACCGAAUACCUGCAAUCAUUACCACCGCUAAGUUACUAUAAUCUACGACGCGCCGACGAACAGCAACCAUACAGCGGCAGCGCCGAAGACAACGCACAACAAAGAAGACCACAUCCGCAUCACCACCAUCAUCAUCAUCGCCACCAUCGCCGUUGUGAUUCGUCAUGCUCGGAGUGUGAAGACUACGAUGACUUGGGUGAGCGCGAGGAGACACGUUCGCGUUCGCACAGCCGACGUUCGCGCAGCAGCACACGUCCACCAACCGAACCACAGACCGUUGCAAAGGCGGGCAAACAAUUCAUGUCGGCCUGCAGUCUGUCGCUAGUGCAAUUAUUGAAUCGUGUGACUGCUGCCAUACGUGGCGCUGCGGCGGAUAAGAAUGCCGAAGGACAAGUGCAUCAUAUACCCACAUUGGUGGCGCUUUUCGUGGUCAUAUCAUUCACGCUGAUUGUGUAUAUGCUGGCGGGCCGCAAUGUGCACACACACCAUUGGGACUUCUUCAAUCCACCUGGAAGUGGUGCACGCCAAUCGUAGAAGUACUCCUCGAGGGUGGAGUUAGUCUUUUUUAGUUCCUCUUUUUGCAGGCGUCGUAUGCGUUUUGCCCAAAAAACCAGAAGCGUGUGCUAAACGAUCGUUGUUGUUGCAUUUUAUGUUUUAUAUGGAAAUUUGAAUAUGUACGAAAAAUACAUAAAAACUUUUGGAACCGUUAUAGAGUACAUAAACAAGAGUUAUGAA